UGAAGUUUGUCCCUCCGCCGCUUCCGUUUGCGCUGACAGCAGCAGCAGCAACAACGAUGGAGAGAGACUCUGCAGUCCGCAGAAUCAGAGCCCAGCAGAACCAACAGAAGCAGCCGGACAGUCGCGAUGAGGCGGCCGCGCUGAAUGGGUUCCAGAGCCGCAAACACAAACCGGAAGUGAGCACGCAGCUGCUGGGCGAGAGUUCCGCUUUGAUUCUGCUGCUCGGGUUCGUGUGUCUGCUGUGGGUUCUGGUUCUGAUCUCAGUCCAGCAGCUCAUCAUCAGCAGCAGCGGACAGUUCAACUCCGUCCGGGCCAGGAAGCAUUUGGAGCGGAUCACCAGUGUCGGACCGCGGACCGUCGGGAGCCCAGAGAACGAGAUCACCACGGUCAACUACCUGCUGGAUCAGAUCGAGCAGAUCCGGUCUGUGACCAAAACUGGACCUCACUCUAUCACGGUGGACGUCCAGCGGCCCACCGGCUCCUUCAGCAUCGACUUCCUCGGUGGCUUCACCAGCUACUACGACCGUGUGACCAACAUCGCUGUCAAACUAGAGCCGAAGACCAGCGCGCAGCACUUCAUGCUCGCAAACUGCCACUUCGAUUCGGUGGCCAACAGCCCGGGAGCCAGUGAUGACGCUGUCAGCUGCUCGGUGAUGCUCGAGGUUUUACAUUCUCUGGCGAAUCUCUCCACACCGCUUAAACAUGGCGUCAUCUUCCUGUUCAACGGGGCAGAGGAGAACAUCCUGCAGGCGAGUCACGGCUUCAUUACCCAGCAUCCCUGGGCUCAGCAGGUGCGAGCGUUUGUGAACCUGGAGGCGGCAGGAGUGGGAGGGAAAGAGGUGGUGUUUCAGACAGGUCCAGAGAACCCGUGGCUUGUCCAGGCAUACGUCCAAGCUGCGGUCCACCCGUUCGCCUCAGUGGUCGGUCAGGAGGUUUUCCAGAGUGGAGUCAUUCCCUCAGACACAGACUUCCGCAUCUACAGGGACUUCGGGAAUAUUCCUGGAAUUGAUCUUGCGUUCAUUGAGAACGGUUUCAUCUAUCACACUAAAUAUGACACUCCGGAGCGAAUCCACACUGACUCCAUCCAGAGAGCAGGUGACAACAUCCUGUCUGUACUCAAACACCUGGUGAUGUCAGAUGAGCUGGCAGAUUCCUCGCAGUAUCGCCAUGGUAACAUGGUGUUCUUCGACCUGCUGGGAGUUACGGUGGUGGCGUAUCCCGCUCGCGUCGGCACCAUCAUCAACUACAUGGCAGCCGUCGCCACGGCGAUCUACCUGGGCAAGAAAUGCAUGUUGACCAGCAAUGUGGGCGGCCGGUACACACGUGAUCUGGCGUGUGCGGCGUGUUUGGUGGUCCUGAGCUGGUUCGUGACUCUUCUGACGGUUCUGAUCGUGGCUUUGCUUGUCACGCUGACGGGUCGCUCCAUGUUCUGGUACACUCACUUUUACGCCGCCGUCUGUCUGUACGGAUCCGUCGCCGCCGGCAAGAUCCUGCUGAUCCACACGCUGGCCAAGAACCUGUACUACAGGAGCGUGAGUCGCGUGGAUCUGGCCGAGCUCUUCUUCGACGUCAGUCUGCUGUUGUGGUGUUGUGUGCUGCUCUUCCUCACUCAGCGCGGCUUGUGUUCAGCGUACGUGCCCAUGAUGAUGGUGGUGUUUCCGCUCGCCAGCAAACUGCUGCUCAGAAAACACUUCAGAGCCAGAGGUGCGUCUCUGCAGUACUCCGUCCUGUACCUGAUGGGUCUCACCGUGCCAUAUGUCCACAUCAUGUUCCUCAUCUGGGUGGUUUUUGAGAUCUUUACACCCAUCCUGGGCCGAAGCGGAACCGAAAUCCCAACCGAUGUCAUCCUGGCAUCAAUUGUUACCCUGGCAACCGUCAUUCUAUCUUCCUAUUUUAUGCAUUUCAUCUAUCUGUCCCGCAGUACGAAGCGGAUCUUGGCUGGUCUGGGGUCAGUGUUCACAGUGAUGUUUGUUCUGGUCUGCUGUGGUCUGUUCUUCCCGUACUCUGCUGACCCGUCCAGCCCGCGACCCAAACGAGUGUUUGUCCAGCACACCACACGCAGGAUCCACGCGCUGGACGGAUCGCUGCAGAGCUCCGACUCCGGCUUAUGGAUCAACAGUCUGGAUUACACCGGCAUGCAGCACAUCACUCCACAUAUCCCACAGAUCAACGACAGCAUCCGCAUGCGCUGUCAGGACCAAAUGCCUUACUGCGGCUUCCCAUGGUUCCUCCCGGUCAAGUUCCUGGUCAAGAAGAACUGGUAUCUUCCGGCUCCUGAAGUCUCUCCCGAAGCUCCGCUGGAGUUCCAGCUCUUAUCCAGACAGGAGACCGAAUGGGGAAGUGUUAAAAUGACCUUUGAGGUCAAAGGUCCGACUCACAUGUCUCUGUACCUGCUUCCUCACGCCGGCGCGUCUCUAAGCGGCUGGUCAUUCGGCGACGGGACGCCGCAGUUCGACCUCAGCGGAGAGUACUUUAUAUUUUACUCUCACGGUCUCGACGCUCCUGCCUGGAACUUCUGGUUUGAGAUCCAGCCGCCCAAGUCCUCAGACGCGUCUCCUGACGAGGGCUUGAUCUCUCUGGCCAUCUCCGCUCAUUAUUUCUCCGGUCCGGACCGGCGAACGGAGCAGCUGGAGUCCUUACUGAAGAGAUUCCCGGCCUGGGCGUUCCCGUCUUCAUGGGUCAGCACGUACCACAUGUACAGAUACUGAGGGCCGCUCGCUCGAGGGCCCCGAUCACACACACACACACCGCUCACUGCGGACCCGUGAACACCGUACGAACUCAUUUAUUCACAUCAACCAACGCACAGUUUUUUGUUUUAUUUUAUUUUGUCUAGGUCAUAUUUCCACACAAAAUCAAAAGAAAAAUUAAGAUUACUUUAGGACAGUUAAGAUUUUUACUUUGUGACCUUUUUUUUUUUUUUUAAAUAUAAUUAAACGUUUUAUGUUUCACGUUUUUCAUUUGACAUAUUAUUUAUCUAUUUUUUGUUAUUUUUUAUUAUUUCAUUUUUUUUUUUUUUUCAUUAUUUCUGAUUCUUAUUAAUGAAAUAACAUGAUUUAAUAAAUAUUUCUAAAAAAAAGUCAUGUACUUAAUAAAUAAAAAUAUAGCAUUUUUAGAAAUAAUGCGAAUUACAAAAACAAACUAAAUUAAUUAUUUUUUAGAAACAUUAGUUUGUUUUUGUAUUUUUCAUUAUUUCUGAUUCUUAGUUAUUAAUAAAUACCAUGAUUUAAUAAAUAUUUCUAAAAAAGUAAUGUACUUAAAUUAAUAAAAAUAUAGCAUUUAUAGAAAUGAUUAUUGAAAUUGAAAAAAUAAUUUACUUUUUGUUUUUGUAAUUCAAAUAAUUUCUGAUUGAUUUAUUUUAUUUUUUAAUAUUAAUUUUUAUUAGCAUUAAUUAAAGAGAGUACAACAAAACAUACUACCACAAUUCAUAAAUACUUCAGAAUUUAAAUAUAAUUUUUUUUUUAAACCGUAAUGAGAUUUACAAAGGAGUUUAAUUGUCAUGAAAAUAAUGCAAAACAUCUGAACGGUUUUGAUUUUACGGUGAAAUGUCACAUGAUCUCGCCCAGUUUUUUGAGAUUCAUCUGUGUCUCAGUAUUUCUGUGGUCAUGUGACUCAGUCGGUUUAGUGGUUUCAGCUGGUCUUUAGUUUCACGUCUCUCCUGCCGGACCGAGACAUUCACUGGUUCCAAUGGAACAAACACAACGAGAUUCAAUGGGAGAUCACGUCGUGUCAGAAUCACCGUCAUCAUAAGUAGUGAUGAUGUAAUUUCCUGUCGGUGACCUCGUGAUGAUGACGGUCAUUCAGGCAAGCCGUUUUACUCGUUUAUGGUGUUUUAGGUGCAGCUUUAUUUUCAGAUUGAGUUCUGAUCAUUCUGGUCAAAUGCACAUUCAGCUGGAUCCAAACAAAAACAUGCAGAACCUUGAAACCCAAGUGCUUUUUUAUUUAUUCGAUUUUGAAGCGUUGGAUGAUUGUUCAUGUUUGUAUGUUUUUUUUAUUUGAAUCGUUGCAGCAGGAAAAAUGGUGUAUAACUUCUGGACUGAACUGGAUUUGAAGUCUUAAAAUGACCUGUAUUAACCAUCAUAACUAUUAUUAUUAUUAUUACUACAGUAAAUACAAACUUCAGAAUCUUUGUCCUUUCAUUAUUUGACUGUUGGAUUAAGUUAUGGCAGUUUUACUUGAGUAUCAGUAACUGGAUGGUACCUGGUGUUUGAAUGGUUAUGGUAAAGAUAUGACUGAACUGGAUUUGUAUGUUUGAGAGCCGUGUUUAUCUGACGAGGAACAUCUGGAUGAUUUCAAGCUCUUUGUGAGACAGAUUAAACUGAAUGUGAAUUAUAUGUUCGCUAACACUUUACAAUACCGCCUCAUCUUAUAGUUAAUGCAUUAGCUAACAUGAACUAACAAUAUUUUACAGCAUUUAUUAACAUAGCUAGUGCAUUCGCUAAUGUUAAAGGUACGCUGUGUAACCCUCUAGCGGUUAAAAACAAAACUGCAUGUAUUUCGUGGAAGAACAUUGUUUUGGUUGUGCUUCGGCUCUGCGUGACUGUGCGGAUGAAUAUGAUGAUCAAGCUGAUUAGCUAAAGACGUUACUGUAGCUUUACCCAUUAAUAGACACGGUACUUCCUUGAAAUAAACUCUUAGAGAGCUACAUACAGCAAUUUAUCUGUUCAGUAAAACGCCUUACUCACCUGUUGAGUUAUAAAAACGCCAUCAUCUCCGCGUCGCUUUUAAAUCCAAAUCCCUCAGUUCAUCUCCUAAAGCCAAGCCAGUGUUGAUUCUGGUUUUAUAACGAGCUUUGUCGCGUUCUCUUGUCGUUAACAGACUCUCCUCUGUUCGCCAUUUGUUUAAAACGGGAGAUUUAGCGGCUCCAUGUCAACCUUUCUCGCUCGUUCUGAUAACUAACCUCUGCCACUCCCACACCAGAGACACGUCAAAGUAGGCGGGGCAACUUCUCUCUGUACGGAUAUGACGAGACACACGGGCGAGUGACGUAUGUACGUAAUUUCCCACCAAAACCAUCCCGAUGGGUCUAAAAAUAUAAACACUUAUAAUAGGCUUGCAGUAGCGAAUCAGGGUAGGAACAAAACACGUUAUGGAAGAAGGAUUGCUGUAUUAACUCAUUUAAAUUUUAAAUUGUUAGUUUUGAACAAAAAAAAGUUACAUAGUGUACCUUUACAGCUGAAAUUAAAAUUAUUAAAUACAUUAAAUUAAUGUAGUUAACACAACGUUAUUGUAAAGUGUUAGCAGAUUUUUUUUUUUUUUAAUUUGUGCUGCUGUAAUUGCAUUUCUGAUGGUUAUUUAUGCAUUUAGACUAAUUUCUUUUUUUUUUUCGGUUUGAUGAGCUCGAGAUCUGGUUGCUUUUGUCUAAUCAAUCUAACACUUUUGAUUGUAAAUAUGUAUCCUCUAACUAAUUUCAAUUCAAAUGCACUGAUAAGUGUAUCUUUGUCGCAGAUUUCAAAGGAAAUGGAAAUAUAACUGACACCUCUGAUAGUGAAUGUUUGAUUAAUCCUGUUCAUUAUUUUACCUGCUUUUUUGUUUUUGUUUGGGAUAAAAGUCGACAUACGUUUGGGAGAAUGUUCAAUGAGAAUUAUUUUGUAUGAAUGACAGGAUGUUACUCUUAAUUUUUAAAUAUGUAUUCAUACUAAUCCAUGACAUAAGGUCUUACCGGCAUCCUUUACUAAUUAACCUAGUGUUCGUUACAUUUGCAUGUCUGACUUGAGCAAACAAAAGCAAUUAUUCACAGAAAGUCCUGCACAUCAGCGGUAAGAUACAGUCAGCAUUCACUUAACGAUAAAAAUCUGUAAAGAUAAAGAUUGUCAGUUUUGUCAUAUUCUGAAACAUUUUAUAAUUCAGGCUGUAUGAAACUAUCACACAAAUGCUGUAUUUCUGAUCUUCACGAAUCACUUGAGUUGUUUAACUGUCUAUUAAUGUCUGAGAGUUUGAGUUCCUGUCAGAUUUCUGUGAAUAUUUUCACUUGUUUUGUCUGGUUCAGAUUGUUUAUUUAUAGUAUAUGCUGCACUCAAUUGUUCUUGCAAGACAAAUCAAUUUUCUAUAACAAAAUCAAUUUCUGUCUCCUGUCAUUUGUCUAUUUUUCUCGGUUUGUUCAGUUAGUCAACAAUUUGAAGAUUUUUUUUUAAUAUAUAAACACUAAAAGUUUGGGCUCAGUAAUAUUUUUUAUGUUUUUGAAGUCUGCUCACCGAGGCUGGAUUUAUCUGACCAAAAAUACAGUAAAAAAUAUGAACAGUCCUUUUAAAUGUGAAUAUAUAUUAAACUAAUUUAUUCCUGUGAUCAAAGCUGAAUUUUCAGCAUCAUUACUCCAGUCUUCAGUGUCACAUGAUCCUUCAGAAAUCAUUCUAAUAUGCUGAUUUGCUGCUCAAGAAACAUUUAUGAUUAUCAAUGUUGAAAAGUGUUUCAUAUUUUUGUGGAAACCAUAACAUUUUAUUUUUCAUUAUUUUUUUUAUUUGAAACAUUUACAAUCUUUUGUAACAUUAUAAAUGUCUUUUUGCACUUUUGAUCAAUUUAAUGCAUUCCUGACUAAUAAAAGUAUUAAUUUCUCCUA
Messenger RNA from Ctenopharyngodon idella (grass carp), 6556 nucleotides. Its product is annotated as endoplasmic reticulum metallopeptidase 1. Bases 57 to 2708 code for a protein of 883 amino acids. Gene Ontology annotation, biological process: proteolysis. NCBI's taxonomy places the organism in Eukaryota, Metazoa, Chordata, Actinopteri, Cypriniformes, Xenocyprididae. Gene Ontology annotation, molecular function: metalloexopeptidase activity. The record is from RefSeq and is a predicted model, not a curated record. The transcript is spliced from 15 exons.